Molecule: messenger RNA, 1014 nt
Organism: Ictidomys tridecemlineatus (thirteen-lined ground squirrel)
Lineage: Eukaryota; Metazoa; Chordata; Mammalia; Rodentia; Sciuridae
Source: RefSeq, a predicted model, not a curated record
CCAACUUCCGAAGUUCCCCAACGACUCCGCUGAAGGGCUAGUUGCCUGCGCUGGAGGCUCUUCUCCCCAAAGGCACAUUCCAGAAGAUUCACCUUCUUGCAACUGAAAAGGAAUCCCGGAUCCCAUACCUAAACCAGUGAACCGUUCCCCUUGAACAAUGGGUGAUAUGUUCUCCCAGCUGGGCUGUCAGAAAGAUGAAAUCAAGUCAAUACUGCCCCCCAACUCGGCCAUUGGUGAUACAGCUCCCAGCUAUUCCAGCUUUGGAAGCAGCAAAUCUUUUUGUUCCUGUGUGCCUGCUAGUGCCAAAUUUGUGCCCUGCCCUACCUGCCAAGGCAGUGGGAAAAUCCCCCAAGAGCUGGAGGAGCAGCUGGUGGCCCUCAUCCCCUAUGGGGACCAGAGGCUGAAGCCCAGACACACGAAGCUCUCUGUGUUCCUGGCAGUGUUCAUCUGCCUGAUGACUUCCUCCUCUAUCAUCUUUUUCCUGUUUCCCCGGUCCAUCGGUGUGCAGCCUGCAGGCCUCAACUCCUCCACCGUGGCCUUUGAUGAGUCUGACAUCCACCUCAACAUGACGAGUAUCUUGAAUAUCUCCAAUACCAACUACUACCCCAUCACUGUGACCCAGCUGACCAUCGAGGUUCUGCACCUGUCCCUUGUGGUAGGACAAGUUUCCAACAGUCUCUUCCUACACAUCGGCCCUUUGGCCAGUGAACAGGUGUUUUAUGCAGUAGCCAGCAGAAUACAGGAUGAAAACACAUACAAAAUCUGUACCUGGCUGAAAAUCAAAGUCCACCAUGUACUUUUGCACAUCCAGGGCACCUUGACCUGGUCCCACCUGAGCCAUUCAGAGCAGCUGGUCUUUGACAGCUAUGAAUAUGUGGACUGCCGGGGAAACAUGUCAGUGCCACACCUGUUGAUCCCUCACCCACCGUGACCCGACUGCCGUCCCUGUACCCUGGGCACCUGUAAACCUGGUCCACAUCUCCCACAACUCCACAGUGCCCCAAGAAGGACUGC